Prunus armeniaca (apricot) is the source of this 414-nucleotide messenger RNA. The record is from the annotation of a GenBank genome assembly. NCBI's taxonomy places the organism in Eukaryota, Viridiplantae, Streptophyta, Magnoliopsida, Rosales, Rosaceae.
AUGUCUGAUAGCGAGUCAUUUUCCGAGCGUGAGCCCAAUGCGUUUGAUGGGGAGUCAUCGGAUGGUCUUUUUGACUCCGACAGCAAGGCGGUAGGCCCUGAUGCCAGGGACGGAAGCGACACCGUUGUUGAGAUACUCGGUGAAGGCCCCAACUCCAUUCCUUCACAUGGCAUCGGGAAGGGGCUAAUGACUGCACCGGUACCUUUGUCUAUUGUCUAUAGCGACGGUCGCCACGUUGGUCUAGCUAUGCCUGGGGAGAUGAGCGCUGGUCGCCAGUCAGAGACCUCCACUUCCAGCCGUGGAGAGUCAGCCGCCGAACCAUUCUCUCGGCCGAGGGUAUCUGUAGUAUAUCCAAGCAACAACAGCAUAUUUGACCUGGCCCUUGCCUUGCGGCAUCGGGCCGAUCAAGUCUAG